Messenger RNA from Protobothrops mucrosquamatus (brown spotted pit viper), 572 nucleotides. Its product is annotated as DLA class II histocompatibility antigen, DR-1 beta chain-like. Gene Ontology annotation, biological process: positive regulation of T cell activation; peptide antigen assembly with MHC class II protein complex; immune response. Gene Ontology annotation, molecular function: MHC class II protein complex binding. Gene Ontology annotation, cellular component: MHC class II protein complex; late endosome membrane; lysosomal membrane. The transcript has 3 exons. Lineage: Eukaryota; Metazoa; Chordata; Lepidosauria; Squamata; Viperidae. The record is from RefSeq and is a predicted model, not a curated record. The annotation marks the transcript as partial.
CCCAUUUCCUGUACCAGGAGAAGCAGGAGUGCCAUUUCCUCAACGGGACGCGGCGGGUGCGGUACGUGUACCGGGAUACCUACGACCGGCAGGAGAUCGUCCGCUUCGACAGCGCCCGCGGGGAGUUCGAGGCCGUCUCGGCGUUGGGGAAGGCGGAUGCGGAGGAUUUCAACAGGGAUAAGCGCAUCCUUCAGGACGCGAAGUCCCGAGUGGAUCGCUUCUGCCGACACAACUACGAGGUUUUCCAGGGCGGCCCCGUGCUUGGCCGGAGAGCCCACUUCCUGUACCAGGGGAAGUGCGAGUGCCGCUUCCUCAACGGGACGCGGCGGGUGCAGUUCCUGGAGCGCUACAUCUACGACCGGCAGGAGUAUCUCCGCUUCGACAGCGCCCGCGGGGAGUACGAGGCCCUCACGGCGCCCUGGCAGGCGCUUGCCCAGGCUUGGAACAGGGAUGAGCGCCGCCUGCAGAUCGAGAAGACUGGAGUGGAUCGUUUCUGCCGAAACAACUACGAGGUUUCCCAGAGCGGUUCCGCGGUCGGCCGGAGAGAGGGACUUUGCAUGGUGUACACAUAA